UCCAUCAAAAGAGCUUAAUAUUAGAGGCUGAUGAAACCUUCUAGUAAAAGAAAUGGUCAAACUUGGUUUAAUAAUAAAAAAAGUUGGUUUGAUUUGGUCUUCUUCUGACAACCGAGUUAUAAUUUUAAAGUCCAAAUAAUCUGACUUUAUACUAAAUACGAUAAUCUUAUUGGUGGGAUUUAGUUUACUUAAUUGAAUUAAAUCUCUUAACAAACAAAUAUUCUCCACACUGUAAAACACAACCCUGUUUGAUGCUGUGAGAGAAUCAAACACUUCAGCCAAAUCAAAAUUCGAUCACACGGCGAUGGAGAAUCGUACCGGUUUAACCUACAUGAACCGGAAAUCAAGCGGUUUAACCGUAACCGACGAUUCCUCUUCCGCCUUCAGCGACUGUAACAGCGACAGAUCCGGCGAGUUUCCACCCUCUUCCUCCGAGAACCGCCGUCUCUUCCUCUCCCGCGCAGCUGAGAAUCCCGACGAUUUGAUCCGUUACCUCGUAUCGCAUCUCGACUCUUCCUCCUCCUCCGUCGACGAGCAGAAGCAAGCCGCCAUGGAGAUCAGGCUCUUAACCAAAGACAAACCGGAGAACCGGAUCAAACUCGCUAGAGCCGGCGCGAUCAAACCGUUGAUCUCUCUCGUCUCUUCCUCCGACGCUCAGCUUCAGGAGCACGGCGUCACCGCCGUGCUGAACCUCUCCCUAUGCGACGAGAACAAGGAGCUGAUCGCUUCCUCCGGCGCGAUCAAACCGCUCGUCAGGGCGUUAAAAUCGGGAACGCCGACGGCGAAAGAGAACGCCGCGUGCGCUCUCCUCCGCCUCUCGCAGAUCGAAGACAACAAGAUCGCGAUCGGGAGAUCCGGAGCGAUUCCUCACUUGGUGAGCCUUCUUGAAACCGGAGGAUUCAGAGGGAAGAAGGACGCGGCGACGGCUCUUUACUCGCUCUGCUCGGCGAAGGAGAACAAGACCAGGGCCGUGGAAACGGGCGUUAUGAAGCCGCUCGUGGAGCUGAUGGCGGAUUUCGAUUCGAACAUGGUGGAUAAAGCGGCGUACGUGAUGAAUCUGCUGAUGUCGGCGGCGGAGGCGAAGCCGGCGGUGGUGGAGGAAGGAGGAGUUCCGGUGCUUGUGGAGAUAGUGGAGGUGGGAACGCAGAGGCAGAAGGAGAUGGGCGUGUCGAUAUUGCUGCAGCUUUGUGAGGAGAGUGUGGUGUAUCGAACCAUGGUGGCGCGAGAAGGUGCGAUUGCUCCUGUGGUGGCAUUGUCGCAGAGUAGUAAGAGUCGAGCUAAGCUAAAGGCGGAGGCGUUGAUUGAGAUUCUAAGACGACCCAGACAACAACAACAACAACAACAGUUAGAUUGUAACAGAAUCUAGAGAGUAUGUGACUGAUGAGUGAUGAUCAUCUUUGUUAUUGUUAAAUCUAAAUUUUGUGAAUAGUGUGGGAGACUGAGCGGUGUGUAUAUAAUACAGAUGCUUGAUUUGGGCUUUUAUUAAUAGGACUUUAUAAACCCAUCUAACGUGCCUAUGGACGGGCUCAAUUGAUCAUGUCCAUUGUCUAACCCCUGAUUAUGUACGUAGGUAUGGAGAUCAACCAUGUUCAGCUUUGUUAACUCAACUUUAGUACAAAUAAAUCCACGUGAAUAUAAUAAAAUACUGAUUUACUAAGUUUAAACCGGUUAACAUGUAAUAACUUUGGACAUGUCUAUUAUAAGACCACCUCCAUCGGAGUAUGUAAACAUGGGUUCUAAAAAAAAAAAGCAAAAAAAAUAAAUGAAAAAAGGGAAAAGUAGACAGAACCGCUGUCUAAAAGAGGAGUUGUGGAGCUGUUAAAAACCCCAAACGUGGCAGUUUAGUAUAGGUUAAUCGUUUCAGGCAAAAGGGGAAAAAAUUAAGGCGUCUCUCUCUUUCACGAGUCCAAAACUUCAAUCCCUCUGGAUUUUUUGUGUUGAUUUUCUCAACAAAAUUAAUUAGGGCAUGUCUCUCCUUUUUGGUUCGAGAAAUCGUCUUGUUGAUGUUGCUUGAUGGGUGCUUCGUUCUCUUCCAAAUCCGGCCAUCAUGAAAUCACUGAGAAGGUUCGGAUUAUUUUUUUUUUGUAUUGAUUUGAUGCUCGUGAAUUGCAUUCUGGUGAUUAUAAUUGAAAAUUUUGUUUUGUUGAUGAGAAUUUAUAUUAGAUUUGACUCGAAAAUUUUGUUUUGAUGAUGAGAUUUGAGAGACUCCAUGGACAGAGGAGACUGUGACAAACACUCACCGAAAACUUGCCGGAACUUCGUCGAGCUAUCACGGAGAGGUUACUACGACAACGUUCUCUGUCACAGAAUCAUCAAGGAUUUCAUUGUGCAAGGUGGAGAUCCUACUGGAACUGGAAGAGGUGGCCAAUCCAUUUUAUCAGUCACUCAGCUUCAAGCCCAUCAGUUAAGCCCAACUUGAAGUCCAUAAGUCAGUCAGAGACAAAAGCUUCUCAACGGUCUUCUUCUUCAACCUGCAAACAAGACAAAAUCAAUUGUACACAGGCAGCUCAGCUAAAGCAAAAAGAAAAGCACAGCACAGCUGGCAAACCACAGCCUGUCUCUAACAAGAAUUGAUUUGAAGCACUCCAAGACAAUGAAGACCAAUGAAGAAAACCCUAGACUUUUCUAUCUAUAAAUAUGUUAUCAAGUUGUAAUAACAAUCUAAGAAAGCAAUAACAAAGAGCAAAAGACUCACCUUUCUUUCA
Messenger RNA from Brassica napus (rape), 2705 nucleotides. Its product is annotated as U-box domain-containing protein 4-like. Lineage: Eukaryota; Viridiplantae; Streptophyta; Magnoliopsida; Brassicales; Brassicaceae. Gene Ontology annotation, molecular function: protein binding. The coding region runs from base 305 to 1366 and encodes 353 amino acids. The record is from RefSeq and is a predicted model, not a curated record. The transcript has 2 exons. Gene Ontology annotation, cellular component: cytoplasm; nucleus.